Messenger RNA from Phycomyces blakesleeanus NRRL 1555(-), 3236 nucleotides. RefSeq lists its product as hypothetical. The record is from RefSeq and is a predicted model, not a curated record. Gene Ontology annotation, molecular function: clathrin-cargo adaptor activity. Gene Ontology annotation, biological process: clathrin-dependent endocytosis; intracellular protein transport. The transcript is spliced from 10 exons. The coding region runs from base 167 to 2965 and encodes 932 amino acids. NCBI's taxonomy places the organism in Eukaryota, Fungi, Mucoromycota, Mucoromycetes, Mucorales, Phycomycetaceae. Gene Ontology annotation, cellular component: membrane coat; AP-2 adaptor complex.
AUCGAAAGAAAAGAAGAAUACCAACACCAACAACAGGAACAGGAGCAACGACAACAACAACAACAACAAUAAUAAGAAGAAUAAGAACCUUCAUCUCCAACAAUCUACACAAAACUGAAUCCGAACCUUUUACUCUCUAUCCAAUUAUCACCCGAAUAUAACCACCAUGCGAGGUCUAUUAGUAUUUAUAUCCGACAUUCGCAAUUGUCGAGUGAGGGAAUUGGAAGAAAAACGAAUUAAUAAAGAAAUGGCAAACAUUAGAUCUAAAUUCAAAGAUGGCAGCUUGAAUGGUUACCAAAAAAAGAAAUAUGUGUGCAAGCUUCUUUACAUGUACAUUCUCGGCUGGGACAUUGACUUUGGUCAUCUCGAGGCAGUCAACCUUAUCUCUAGUACAGUCUACAGUGAAAAGCAAAUAGGAUAUUUGGCUGUCACUCUUUUAUUCCAUGAGAACAGUGACUUGGUACGCUUGGUGGUCAAUUCAACAAAGAAAGACUUGGAUGACAUGAACGAAAUCAACAACUGUCUUGCUUUACACGCAAUUGCAAAUAUUGGUGGCCGUGAAAUGGCUGAGUCAUUGGCUACUGACGUUCAUCGCUUAUUAAUCUCACCGACAUCAAAGAGUUUUGUAAAAAAGAAGGCUGCCCUUACUUUAUUACGUUUGUUUCGUAAACAUCCCGACGUAAUCCCUGUUACAGACUGGGCAGAUAGAAUUAUUGGAUUGAUGGAUGAAUAUGAUUUGGGUGUUGCAUUGUCAGUAACUACAUUGGUUCUUACUUUGGCUCAAAGUUUUCCUGUAGAGUAUGGUGGAUGUUAUGAAAAGGCAGUAAACCGAAUGAAGAGAACAUUGGUAGACCGUGAUUAUAGUCUAGACUACAUUUAUUACAAGGUACCUACACCUUGGUUGCAGGUCAAGUGUCUUCGUCUUUUACAAUACUAUCCUCCGCCAGAGGACCCGAAGCUGAGAGAAGACAUUAGCGAACUUUUACAAAUCAUCAUUACGAACUCUCAAGACGCUCCCAAGAAUGUUCAGCACAGUAAUGCUCAAAAUGCUGUUCUGUUUGAAGCCAUCAAUGUCGCCAUCCACCUGGAUAGUAACUCAACAAUAUGUGCACAGGCCGCUGCUCUUCUUGGGCGCUUUAUCUCUAGCAAAGAGACCAAUGUACGCUACCUCGGCCUGGAAACCAUGGCUCAUUUGGCUGCCUGUGUAGAUUCGCUGGAACCCAUCAAACGCCACCAAGAGACGAUUCUCAUGUCUUUGCGUGACAAAGAUAUCAGUGUCCGCCGCCGUGGUUUGGAUCUCCUCUACUCGAUGUGUGACACCUCCAAUGCAAAGAUCAUUGUGUCUGAGCUGCUGCGCUAUCUCCAGGUGGCCGACUAUGCAAUGCGCGAAGAGAUGGUACUAAAGAUUGCCAUCUUGGCAGAAAAGUUUGCAACAGCCUACUCGUGGUAUGUAGAUAUCAUUCUGCAACUCAUCUCUACUGCAGGCGAGCAGGUCGGAGAAGAGGUUUGGUUCCGUGUGGUCCAGAUUGUGACAAACAACGACGAGUUGCAAGAAUAUGCGGCCAAGACGGUUCUCAACUACCUUGGGUCUCCCCAGUAUAACGAGACUAUGGUCAAGGUGGGUGGCUACAUUCUCGGAGAGUUUGGACACUUGAUCGCAAACUAUCCUGGAUGCAGUCCGAUUGAGCAGUUCAAUGCCGUUCAUUCCAAAUUCAACCUCUGCUCGCUUCAGACCCGUGCCCUGUUGCUCACCACCUACGUCAAGUUUAUCAAUUUGUUCCCGGAGAUCAAGGGGCAGGUUCUUUCAGUGUUUAACCAGUACCGCUAUGUGCUCGACUCUGAACUGCAGCAACGUGCCUGCGAAUACCUUGCGAUCUCUACCAUGCCAACGGAUGACAUGCUUCAGACAGUGUGCGAAGAAAUGCCGCCUUUCCCGGAGCGUGAGUCUACCCUACUACUGAAACUGAACCAGAAGCACGGAGACACCGAGGACAAGCGUGUAUGGGUUAUUGGUGGCAAGGAAGCCAACAUGGAAAGACAGGAGGGCCUCAAGAGAAUUGCGUCUAUGCGCAUGAGCUCUGUAGACUCAGCCGGUGGUAACGGAAGCCCAACUAUUGUGAAUACCCCCUUGGCCUCAACUCCGCUCGCCAUUACUUCUACAGCCACACUUAGCCCAAGGGCUGCCUCUAUCCCCGUUAUCCCCACCAACCUACCCUUGGCCCAGGGAUACGAACUUGGUUUCAAUCGACUCCAGUGCUUUAAAGAGGGUGUGCUAUAUGAAGACGGGCAGAUUCAAUUGUCGAUAAAGACCGAAUAUCAUGGAUCUCAGGGAAGGAUUGGUCUGUACAUCAGUAACAAGACGCCUUUCCCGAUGACAAACGUUUUUCUUCAGAUACCACCUCAUGCACAACUGAAUAUUCAGCCUCAACAACCAGAAGAUACGUCCAAUACGAUUGGACCCCAAUCACAAACACAGCGUCUAAUCCAGGUCGAGUGUGUGGAUGUAUAUAGCAGUGCACCCGACUUGUUUUGUACAUACACACUCAAUGGACCACCAGAGUUUAUUCACCUCAAAUUGCCAGUCGUUCUGACCAAAUUCCAGGAACCUAUUGAGGCUAUGGAUGGAGCCAAUUUCUUUAAGAGAUGGGGACAGUUGGGUGGCCCACCCCGGGAGAGCCAGAUUAUUUUCAAGAGUGAAGGAGGACCAAUCCAGCUUCCAAUUGCAGAUGCUGUCUUGCGUGGUUAUCGCUUUGGCUUACUACAGGGUGUAGAUCCAAAUCCUAAUAACUUUGUGGGUGCAGGUGUAGUUGAUGCUGGAACGACUGGAGGAAAAGUGGGUGUGCUGUUACGGCUGGAACCGAACUUGGAACAGAACAUGUACCGCCUGACCAUUCGAUCUCCCAAUGAACUUGUGUCAGAUCAUGUUCGUGCUUUACUUGAACGUACACUGAUGUACGGUGCCUAAACACCAGCCAAGGUCCAAUCUAUAAAACAACUGCAACAACAACGAUUAUAAUAAUAAUAAUACUAUACACAUGAGAAGGAAGCCUUUUCUUUUAAUGAAAAAAAAUAUAGCAACCACAACAACAAAAGAAUCCCGCACCUUUCUUAUAUUUCUUCCCUUCAAUUUUUCACCACUAUUCUUCCCACCAUUAUCUCUGUCUCUGUAUCAAUUCUCUCACAUUUUCUCUUUGCCACCGUGUGAUCCAAUACCAAUCAUAUUAUUUACAAAGCUU